Messenger RNA from Gracilinanus agilis (Agile Gracile Mouse Opossum), 1623 nucleotides. It is a transcript of the gene RAB23, whose product is annotated as RAB23, member RAS oncogene family. The transcript is spliced from 8 exons. Gene Ontology annotation, molecular function: GTPase activity; GTP binding. NCBI's taxonomy places the organism in Eukaryota, Metazoa, Chordata, Mammalia, Didelphimorphia, Didelphidae. The record is from RefSeq and is a predicted model, not a curated record. Bases 458 to 1171 code for a protein of 237 amino acids.
UUGCGGAUGGCGAGAAAUAGGUUCUCCCGCUCCCGCCGCUGCUGCUGGAGCAACCCUAGAACAUCUCUGUUCACGCUCCCGAGUUAUUAAUAAAGUUAUCGUUAAACAUUUUUUUAAAAAGUGAGACAGCUGGUUUAGACGAGUGUGCAGGGAGGCGCUGGCGGUGGCGGCGACGGCAGCGGCGGUGGUUGCGCCGCGACCGCAACUGAGAGGAGCUGGUUCCGCUGGGGCGGGCUUGGAGCAGUUGUAUUUCAGUUCAAUUCAACAGACAUUAUUAAGCACCAACUAUUUUCAAGGCACUGGUAGGUGCUGAGGAGAUAAAGACAAACAAUGAAACAGUCCCUGCCCUCAAGGAGCCUUCAUUGUACUGAGGGUACACAACAUAUACACAAAUUUGAGAGAAAAAAUCUAAAUAUCUGAAAUUAGUGUUGAUACAAAAAUUUAUCUUCAAUUCAAAAUGUUGGAAGAGGAUGUGGAAGUGGCCAUCAAGGUGGUGGUUGUUGGGAAUGGAGCUGUUGGGAAAUCAAGUAUGAUUCAACGAUAUUGCAAAGGCAUUUUUACAAAAGACUACAAGAAAACAAUUGGAGUUGAUUUUUUGGAAAGACAGAUCCAAGUUAAUGACGAAGAUGUCAGGCUAAUGUUAUGGGAUACAGCAGGUCAAGAAGAGUUUGAUGCAAUAACAAAGGCUUACUACCGAGGAGCCCAAGCUUGUGUACUUGUGUUUUCUACUAUAGACAGGGAAUCUUUUGAAGCAAUUUCCAGUUGGAGAGAGAAAGUAGUAACUGAAGUUGGAGAUAUCCCAACUGUACUUGUACAGAACAAAAUUGACCUCUUGGAUGAUUCUUGUAUAAAGAAUGAAGAAGCUGAGGCAUUGGCAAAAAGGUUAAAGUUGAGAUUCUACAGAGCUUCAGUGAAAGAGGACCUAAAUGUAACUGAAGUUUUUAAAUAUUUAGCAGAAAAAUAUCUUCAGAAACUCAAACAACAAAUAGCUGAAGAUCCAGAAUUAAUGCAUACAAGUAGUAACAAGAUUGGUGUCUUUAACACAGCUGGUGGAAGUCACUCUGGCCAGAAUUCUAGCACGCUUAAUGGUGGAGAUGUCAUCAAUCUCAGACCUAACAAACAGAGAACCAAGAAAAACAGAAGCCCUUUUAGUGGCUGCAGUAUACCCUAAAGCCAUUUUGAGGGGGAGGAGGAGAGGCACUAAUUGAUAGAAAUUGAGUUAAGCUGUACAAUUAGCAGCCUUUUCACCAACUGGAUCUCUGAUAGAUGGUAGACUUAAAUAUUGCUGUGGCACUGUUCUUUAGAAUGUACAAGGAGACCUCUGGUGGCAUAAUUAGAAUCACUGCUACUCCUGUGCAAUCACUUUAAUUUUUUUAUAUAUACACACAUAUAUAUAAUUAGACGAUGCUUUUCCUGUUUUGAAGGAACAUUUUAAAGACAUGAAAAACAGGUUUUGCUGAAUUUUCAAGGAUACAAAAAAACAAACAAUGCAUAAACCUUGGUACAGAUCUUCAUAUUAAGUAUGAACUAAAUGAAGCAGCAUAUUCUUUUAUGUAAUUGAUCAGUCAGCCUUUAGGGAAAAGUCAUAUUGGAUCUUGAACACCUAUGAUAAAAAUAAUAACG